AUGACAGAGGGCGGCAUCGCGAGUUGGAAGAAGAAAGAGGGCGAGUCGUUCUCUGCGGGUGACGUACUGCUCGAGAUCGAAACGGACAAGGCAACCAUGGACGUCGAGGCUCAGGAUGAUGGUGUAUUGGCCAAGAUCAUCCGCGGGGACAACUCGAAAAAUGUGCCAGUCGGAAUACCUAUCGCGAUCAUCGCUGAAGAGGGAGAUGACCUCGCUGGUGCGGCUGACUUGGCCAAGGAAGCUGAAAACGAGAAGCCGCCUGCAAAAUCCGAAUCUGAGGGCGAGUCUAAACCAGAACCGCCCAAGGAGGAACCCAAGAAGGAAGAGUCGAAGCCAAAAGAGUCGCCCAAACCCAAGGAAACUUCAAGCAAGCCAGAGCUUCAAGCUGGUGCCCCCAUUUUCGCUACUCCGAUCGCGAAGAAGAUUGCACUGGAACGCGGAAUCCCACUAGCCAAGGUCAAGGGCUCGGGUCCGGAAGGCCGUAUCUUACGGGAGGAUGUCGAGAAAUACCAGGGAGGCGCAGGCGCAGCGGCAUCCACGGCUUCUGCCGCUACCACACCGGUCGAAUCGCACACUGAGAUCCCAGUAUCGAAUAUGCGUCGCACGAUUGGCCAAAGACUCACGCAGAGUAAACAAGAGGUGCCACAUUACUACGUCACGUCGGACAUCGAUAUGGGCAAGGUGCUCAAACUGCGUGAAGUUUUCAACGCUGGCCUAGCCGGGAAGGAGGGUGCACCGAAGUUGAGCGUGAACGAUUUUAUCGUCAAAGCGGUUGCUCUCGCAAUGCAGGAUGUUCCGGAAGUCAACUCGGCAUGGCUGGGAGAUAAGAUUCGUCAGCACAACGUAGUCGAUAUUUCUGUUGCGGUCGCUACCCCCACUGGUUUGAUCACGCCUAUCGUCAAGAAUGUUGCGACCAAGGGCUUGACUGCUAUUUCAACCGAGUCAAAAGCCUUAGCCAGUAAAGCUCGCGCCGGUAAACUUCAGCCGCAAGAAUACCAAGGUGGCACCUUUACUGUCUCCAACCUCGGCAUGUUUGGUGUCUCGCAUUUCACUGCUAUUAUCAACUCCCCGCAAAGCUGCAUUCUUGCCGUUGGUUCCACACAACCGGUGAUCGUACCCGCUCCCGAGGAGGAGAAGGGAUGGCGAACCGCGCAGAUCAUGAAGGUGACACUUAGCUCUGACCAUCGGACAGUAGACGGGGCCGUCGCAGCGAGGUGGUUGCAAGCAUUUAAGGGGUAUCUGGAAAACCCGCUUACAUUUAUGUUGUAA
Molecule: messenger RNA, 1269 nt
Organism: Rhizoctonia solani
Lineage: Eukaryota; Fungi; Basidiomycota; Agaricomycetes; Cantharellales; Ceratobasidiaceae
Product: 2-oxoglutarate dehydrogenase E2 component (dihydrolipoamide succinyltransferase)
Exons: 4
Coding region: 1-1269 (422 amino acids)
Biological process (GO): pyruvate decarboxylation to acetyl-CoA
Cellular component (GO): pyruvate dehydrogenase complex
Molecular function (GO): dihydrolipoyllysine-residue acetyltransferase activity
Source: RefSeq, a predicted model, not a curated record